AACUUCGGCCAUUGACGUGAAUCGGUCGCUUUUAUAUCUCGGAUCGCUCUGAUGACACUGAUGCUUUCCUUGGUGCUGUUCCUUUACCAACUGCCAACGAACUCAUGAUCACUUUCGACCCUUUGCUCUCACAAUAUCCCUUUCUGCGAAGACCACUCGUCCGCAGUCAUGUCUAGGGCAAGGUUCUUUUACAGUGCCCUUCACAUGUGGCUGUCGUUGCAUGAAGAGCUGCUCCUUAUACACCCAGUUUAAUUCCCCUUACGACUUGUUCCCGAACAGUCUAUCUGCUGCGGUUUCUAAUUCACACCCCUUAAUCCCCGCAGUAUCGGUUCGAACACUGUACCCAUAUCAAAUAUGUUUCGACAGCAACUUGCUCGCCUGUUCUUUGUCAUUGCUCCCUGCGUGGAGUCUACCUUUUUGUCUCAUGAUAUUCAUGCUCAUGGCGUUAUUGACUCUGGCUAUUUUCUCAUUAUUUCCGCACUGCUUCCAAACCCAGGCGGUGUUUGGCUUGUCUCAUCUGGCUGCAUUUGCUGACACUCAUGGAUUUAUGAGUUGAAUCUACGCGUUCGCACUAGAAUUAGGAAAGACCUAGCAGCCAAGAUCGUCUAUCUAAUGAAGAUUCUAUCUAGUCCAAUGGAUUAGUUAGGUCAAAACAGAA
Molecule: messenger RNA, 658 nt
Organism: Aspergillus neoniger CBS 115656
Lineage: Eukaryota; Fungi; Ascomycota; Eurotiomycetes; Eurotiales; Aspergillaceae
Exons: 1
Coding region: 221-556 (111 amino acids)
Source: RefSeq, a predicted model, not a curated record